GCAGGGCGGUCACGUGGCUCAAGCAUGGCGGUGUUUGCAGAUUUGGACCUGCGAGCGGGCUCGGACCUGAAGGCGCUGCGCGGGCUCGUGGAGAACGCCGCUCACCCCGCUAAUUAGCAUUUUCUCUCUGAGAAUACUUUCCUCACCAGUAAAAAAAGAAGGCGAUGGACAUGAUGAUCUGGGCCGUUUAAUGUUACUAUUUGUUGGCUAUUCAGUUGUUGCCAUCAAUCACGUUGUUGAAUUUAAAGAAAAGAAACAGGAAAUUGAAAAACCAGUAGCUGUUUCAGAACUCUUUACAACUUUGCCAAUUGUACAGGGAAAAUCAAGACCAAUAAAAAUUUUAACUAGACUGACAAUUAUUGUUUCGGAUCCGUCUCACUGCAAUGUUUUGAGAGCAACUUCUUCGAGGGUCCGGCUGUAUGAUAUUGUUGCAGUUUUUCCAAAGACAGAAAAACUUUUUCAUGUUGCUUGUACACAUCUGGAUGUGGAUUUAGUCUGCAUAACUGUAACAGAGAAGCUACCAUUUUACUUCAGAAGACCCCCUAUUAAUGUGGCAAUUGACCGAGGUGUGGGCUUUGAACUUGUCUAUAGCCCAGCUAUCAAAGACUCCACAAUGAGAAGGUACACCAUUUCCAAUGCCCUCAACUUGAUGCAAGUCUGCAAAGGAAAGAAUGUAAUUAUAUCUAGUGCUGCAGAAAGGCCUUUAGAAAUAAGAGGUCCAUAUGACGUGGCAAACUUGGGGCUGCUCUUUGGGCUCUCUGAGAGUGAUGCCAAGGCUGCAGUUUCUACCAACUGCCGAGCGGCGCUUCUGCAUGGAGAAACCAGGAAAACUGCUUUUGGAAUUAUUUCCACAGUGAAGAAACCACGGCCAUCAGAAGGAAAUGAUGAUUCUCUUCCAGCUUCCAAAAAAGCCAAGUGUGAGGACUGAAAACUCCUAGGCUCUGGCGACACUCCCGUCUUCCCUUUCACAGUCCACCAGCCAUAACAGAAAUCAAACCUCUGCACGAUUUGCCGUUUUCACGUGGAGCUAGUAAUCGGUAGUCUCUAAAAACAAUUUUAUAUUCAGGCCUUUAAACUAAUAAAAGAAACCUGGUGAAGCACUUAAGAAAAGACUGAGCUAAAUGGAUUUUGAGAUAGUGUAAGAGAAAACAGAGUCUAGCUUAAAUUCUUUGUGUAACUGAUAAAAUGGCAGGUAUAAUUAAAUUAGAUGUUUCGAUAUUUCAAGAGACUCUUGUUCAUUUAAAAACUCAUGCUUUGCUGCUUUACUUGAUAUACAUUAAUUUUUAUCCUUACUACUCAAAACGUGAUUAGUUUUGAGGACUAUUAAAAUUUAUAUUAAGGGAUUGGCUUUUCGUUGACCUCUCUUUUAUUGCAUUCAUCAGAUCGAAGUUCUUCCUAAAGGACUAGUUACCACAGAAUUGGUGGAAGGAGAGGGAAGUGCACCUGAGAUCGCACUUGGCCUCCUCCUCUGCUGCCUCUCACCUCCGGGAUGUCCUUGGAGAGAGGGUUCACUCCUCUGACGUGGAAGCCCCUGGAAACCUGAUAUUGGUUUUUCCUAAUAGUUAUAAUAAGAAUAUCAAAGCAAUUAAGAGCAGGAUUAUUAUACAGUGGAACCUCAAUUCUAGAACUUAAUUCGUUCUAAAAGGUUAUUUGAAAACCAAAUCUUUUUUUUUCCCCAUUAAAAAUAAUGUAAAUUGAAUUAAUCCAUUCUAGAUCCCCAAAUGAUUCCCUGUUUUAACCUUUCUUAUAUACAGUUCAUGUCUAGUGUACUAUUUAACCUAUAAAUAAACACUUUAAAAACAAAUAUGAUAUAAAUGUAAAUUUAACAAAAAAAUGAAAUGGAGGGUAAGAAAACGAAAAUUUAAUAAUGAGCAGCAACAGAAGCAAAAAACUCAAUAAUAUUCACAGCACAAUUUUCUGAGAUAUUGACAAUGUGAAGGUUAGCAGUAAACUGAUUCAUACAAGCAUGUGCUUAUCACCAGAGAGACACCUGAAUGCUUAUACAAGUCAUCAAAUAGCAUCUGAUAGUAUGAAAGGAUUGUCUGGGAUUAAGAAGAGAAUUGUUCAAGAUGAGAGAUGUUUAAGAACCAAGAUUUGACUGCAUUUGGUGAAGGUAGCCUUUUUGCAAAUAUCUGCACUUUUGCCAUAUUGAUAUAAAUAUUUCUAUAAGUCUGA
Molecule: messenger RNA, 2175 nt
Organism: Pipistrellus kuhlii (Kuhl's pipistrelle)
Lineage: Eukaryota; Metazoa; Chordata; Mammalia; Chiroptera; Vespertilionidae
Gene: RPP30
Product: ribonuclease P/MRP subunit p30
Exons: 12
Coding region: 191-928 (245 amino acids)
Biological process (GO): tRNA processing
Cellular component (GO): nucleolar ribonuclease P complex
Molecular function (GO): RNA binding
Source: RefSeq, a predicted model, not a curated record